ACUGACCAUUUUUUUGGUGAGUGGCGGCUUUCAGGGCAGACGGAACUCCGGCGACCUAUUUCGAGCUUGGAAACCUGCCCUUUUUCUGUUCUGUUGGUAGACCGUUCUGUUGACUGUUGAAAGUUGAAAAAACAAGAGAACAAGUUGAAGUUAGAUUAGAAGUUACAUUGUUACAUUUACAUUACAAUUACAGGCAGUGAGUGAGUUUCAGUUUGUGAUUGUUUUUUUUAAAUGUUUUACUUGCACCUUUUAAUAAUUUACAUCCGCUAUUCAAAUUAAUGGUUUUAACAAAACUUGAGGAUAAUUGUAGUUUAUCAUACGUUGACUGGUUUAUUGUUUUUGGACGAAUCGUAGUUUGGUUGGGAGAAUCAAUAGGUUGAUUCAAGUAUGGAGGCUACAAAAAGAAAACAUGAGGAUGAAACUAAAUCUGGUGAUGCUGCAACUGCAUCAUUGUGGUUUUUUAAUCCUAUUGCUCUGAAAAAUCAAUCAAUAGAUUUAAACAAAAACAAGUUCCUGAUUGGAAGAGCCAAAGAGGUUGAUUUCCAAAUUACCACCCAGAGGGUUUCCCGAGAACACUGUCUCAUUCAGAAUGUCGGCACUAAAAACGCACCAAAGUGGGAGUUAGUGGAUAAGAAUAGCUCACUGGGAACAUUUUUGAAUGGUAGGAAAGUUCCAGCCCAUCAUGCAACGCCACUCAAAGAUGGCGACGUCAUCUUCCUAUCCGAUCCUGAUGUUUAUCCCAUUCGAUUUGUCAUGAACAACAGUAAACCUACAAAGGUCUCCAAAUCAGAAUAUUCAUCAUUUCCUAUCGCAAACAAGGCUUUCAAGCAAGAUUUUGAAGUUGAUAAAAAAAAUGAAAAUAAUGUAAUAGAGAUAGACUUAACAGAUCUUGAUCAAAGUGAUGGUCAAUUACGCACUAAACCAUCAAUAGGAUUAUUUGAAGAUACAAGUGCAAAAAGUUGUGAUAAUAUUAUCAAUAAUACUUUAGCAAAAACAAAACUGACGACGAAUAAUAUUGCCGGCAAAGAGAAUAGUUCAAACGAAGAGCACAAACUGAAACUAGGAAUAUUGAACCAGAAACUUCAAGAUCAGGAGAAAGAAAUUGAAAGACUGAAAUCCCAAUUGGAGAACAAAGAUGGAGAAAUGGAAAGAAUCUCAAAAGACAUGGAGAUAUUAAAGUUCUUUGAAGAAUCUAACAACGAAUUGAUAAAAAGCCUUAAUGCUGAUUUGUCUGCAAAAGAGAGAGAGCUCGAAAAUUAUCAGCAAUCAAAUAGUGAAGAAGCUGUUCUGUUGAAGACUUGUAGGACAUUUGUUGAUCUCAUUGAAGCCGAGCUUCAAUGUUCCAUUUGCAAUGAAGUUAUUGUUACGGCGUCAAUAAGCAUUCCUUGCUUCCACGUGUUCUGCAAUGCGUGCAUCACUUUAUGGUUUAAACAGAAGAAAGAGUGCGCCGUAUGUAGAACGCCGUCGCAUAUGAGAGUGCCAUGCAAAAUACUCGACUCGUUCAUUGAGAAAUUGAUGGAUAUGGUUCCCGAUCAAGAGUAUAAGCAGAAGAGGCAGCAGAUCUGCGAAGAACGAAGAAUUCAAGAGCGGGAUUCAAGAGCUGCCCCUGCUCCUGUUGGGCCACCGACACCACAAGCCUAUCGAGCCGUUGAGCCUCGCAUCGUACCUGAGCAUCUGCAAGACCAUUACCACGCUGCUCGUCACAUGUUAAUGGAUAUAAUGGUGGGAGGCCAGUUGGAAAGGCAAAUGAUUCAAAUUCCACAACUGCAUCAGCUGACGAUCGACCUGACAGCGCAGGAUGCAGCGGGGGCGGGGGCGGGGCCAGCCGCUCGUCGUCCCGUGCCAGUUCGUCGUCCGAGAUCUCGCAGAGGUCACAGAAAUACUUAGAUUUCAAAUUGGAACUGAAAGCAACUUAUUUAAAGUGUAUGAAUGAUCACAGCUCUUCACUAGGCCUGUCUUGAGCAAUAAUGAGCAUACGAAUGAAACGAGUGUCUCUUACUAUUUGAUGAUUCUUCAAAGAAAAUAAACAUUCAUUAAUCAAUACAAAAAGUGGGUUAUCUGGCAUCAAUUGGUUUGUUAUUCAAGUGUCAUUUUUAUUUCUGAAUACUAGUAAAUAAAUCGAUAAAUAUAUUUUCCUUUUUUUGUGAAUCCGUCAAAAUUUUUAUGUAAAAUUUGUUUCAUAUAACAAUUUUCUUACUCUUUUGUGCACAAAUUUACUCUUGUAGUAUAGUUUAAUGAAUAAUCUAGUUUUCAAUCCACAUUUCUUUGUCUUCAAACUAAUUUAUUCGCUAAUAUUCUGUUGUAUCAUCCAAAUAAAUUAUUGUAGCUAUUAAGAAGUAUAGAUCAAAGAAUUUUCAGUUUGUAUCAAUAAACUAAAUUAAUAAGUCUUAGGCUAGUUUCACACACAUACGGUUCCGUUCGGUUUGGUUCGUUUUCUGUUCGUUGCCGAAAACAAAUGAGACUUUACACAUACAAGGUGUACAAGGUGUCACAUGGUUCUUAUUCUUAUUAAGUUUGUAUUUUCCUCUCAAACACAGCUGUGUUUAGACUUUUACAAUUUAUUCAUGCUGGUGUUCAAAUAGUAAGAUGUGAUUUCUUGGACUACAAAAUUUUCCAGUUAAUUCAAAAUUGUGAACUUUUUAAAUAGUUUAUUUUUGAUUAUGUUAAUCAAGGACGUUCAGAAUGAUGAUUUUUCUUAGUUUGAAAAUUUCCUGUUUUAUUUUAGACUGUAAAUCUUUGAAAACGUGACACAUGAUACGUAACCUUCAUCUCUUCUCUCCAUUCAUGAAAUCAUGUAAUUUGCCUUGGAAGAAGAAAAAAAAAUAAAUAUGCUUCCUAAGUUUUAAUUUUUUCUUAUAUAUUUUCUAGGAUAUUCGCACAGCACUAAUACUAAAGUUUCAACCACAGCACUUAUUGCACUGAAGAUCAGUCGAUCCAUUUAUCAUCUGGAAAACUAUUCAUUGAAAUAAAAAUGGUUCAGUGAAAUGAAUUGAUCAUUAUGUUUUUGACAUGGAAGAUUUUGAAACAGAUAAUCUCACUAUCAGGUUAAAAUAAAAACCAGAAAUCAAGCCUGUGUGAAAGACUUUAUUUUUGUUUGAUGUUUCCUAGCAACGAAUUCGAAUAUGAUGAAACCUAUUCGUGUCGAGGGGGAGUUCGGUGCUGAAUUCGAGUUUGAGUUCUGAGGGGGAGUUUGAUGCUGUGAGGUUUCUAUUCGGUACCGAAUACAAACCAAAUUACCGUUUCACACUUAUCGAUCAGAAAGCUAACCGAACCGAACAGAACCGUAUGUGUGUGAAACAAGUCCAAUGAAACCUAUUUGUUUUGAGGGGUGUUCGGUGCUGUGCGGUUUUGGAAAUUUUACAGAAUUCAAAACUAAUUGCCGUUUCACACUUGUCAGAAUCAACGGGACCGAACAGAAAGCAAACCGGACCAAACAGAAGCGUAUGUGUGUGAAAAUAACCCAAUGAAUUGUAGUUUUCUUAUUUUAAAUUAUUAAGAAACUAUGUUGGAUAAUUUUGUACAAUUGUUAAGGUUAUCUAAAAUUCCAUUGAUUCUCUUAUGAAGAAUAAUUCUGAAUCUUGACCAUUCAAGAUUGUAUGAAAGAUUCCUGAUUCCCAUUCUAUGGGAAUGAUAUUUAGUGAGAGUAUUGAUUUUUCAAAAAUCUAAAACUUAAAAUACCCAAUUCCAAAAGGAUGUUAUGAGCGAUUUAAAGUAUAUUAUUUUAUUAAUUCAUUAUGAAUCUUUUAUCCCUUAUUAGAUGUCGUAAUUUGGAAAAAAAUAGCUUUGAUUUAUCAUUUUCCUAUUUGAGCUAAUAUUUGUUUUAUGUAAUCCUCAUGCAUUGGUGUUUGUGCUGAGCCAGACACGUAAAAAAAUGGCAAUUCAGUGUAAUUUGCCUGGCUGUUCCGUGGGUUUGAGAGAUGAAAAUAUGUUCAUUUGAAUUUUGCAUUGAAAAAACUUUGUCUGACACCUUAUUUUUUAGUCCUUAUUUCUUCAGUCUGUUGAUAGAUGGAUAUGGAUAAGGCCUGAUAUGUAAAUUAUCACUUUAAUUAAAAAAAUACUUCAAAUUAAAAAUGUGAUUAUAGUUUGGAGUGGUGUUUUAUCUAAAAUAGUAAGACGACCAACUAUUUUGCAUGUGACUCCAAUAGAGCUACUUGAUGAUAUUUCAGUGCUUAAGCGUCUUUACAAGUUAUGAAAGAAAUUUCAACAAAACAUUGUCAUCUCUAGAGAAUUACUUCGAUAUUUAAAGUUUUCAAGUGAUCUUUUUUAUAGUAAGUAAGUCUACAUUAAUUAUUAUUAAGAAUCGGAUUUAAUAAUAACCUCUGCACACCAAUAGCACAAAUUGCUUAAGCUGCGUUUACACCGGAGUUAAUAACACGAGUUAUUAACAAAAAGUUAUUAACUUGAGUGAAUCGUCAAAAAUUUCUCUUGACAAAAGUUAUUAACUCAUGUUUCUAACAGAAAAUUCCUUGUUAUUAACAAGAUCUUGUAAUCAAUAUAAUUGACUUCUAUAUAAUUUCAUUUAACGAGACUAUUCAUAUGAUAUAAUAGCCGGAAUAAAAAGCAAAAAAUCUGGUGUGGUGCACCCACACAACUUUCCUUGCCGUUAUGAAAAUUGAUCAACUGACGCUAGUGUUCACGCGCAAGUAUACUAUUCAAAGAUCUAAGCCAACUGGUGACAGGACAAUAACGCUGGAGACACACGAUGUGAGCUAUUUCUUCAUAGUGAAUGAUUCAAUAGAAUCAACAGUUGCCAAUAUUUUGCAAUUUAAUAAUCGCAUUUUCUCGAAUUUCAAGCUUAUUUUCAAUUUUAAGUGAAAUUGUUACUGAACAUUAAUUGCAGAGAUUUUCAUGCUCAAUCUUUUCCACAUGAAAUUUUUUGUUUCAAUUUUAUAUGAAGGCUGAUAAUUGAUAAUCUAAAAUCAAACUUUGCAUAGAUGAGGUGGAGCUCCUGAAAUUUUUACAGAUAAAGGACUUGGUGCAGUUGAUAAAGCUUAUCAAUGACUAUUUCAGGUAUGAAUUUGAUCAAAAUCGUUGGAGCCGUUUUCGAGAAAAUCGCGAAAAACCCUGUUUUUGACAACAUUUUAGCCGCCAUCUUGGAUUGCAUUUGAUCGAAAUUGUUCGUGUCGGAUCCUUAUAGUGUAAGGACCUUACGUUCCAAAUUUCAAGUCAUUACGUUAACUGGGAGAUGAGAUAUCGUGUACACAGACGCACAUACACACACACACACACACACACACACAUAGCCUACAGACCAAUACCCAAAAACCACUUUUUCGGACUCAGGGGACCUUGAAACGUAUGAAAAUAUAGAAAUUGGGGUACCUUAAUUUUUUCGGAAAGCAAUACUUUCCUUACCUAUGGUAAUUGGGCAAGGAAAGUAAAAAUUGUCUUCAAAUUUGAAUUGAAACAUGUGUAUGAUCAUUAGAAUAAUGAUCUUCAUCUGAUGUAAAUAAAUAUUAUAAUGCGUUCACUCCAGAGUUAAAAAAAAAGUUUUCAACAUAAGUUAAUAACAUUCUCUUUUGGCUGCUAGUUUUUUGUCACCAACAAAAGUUGAUAACUUUGUCACGUCUUUUGUCUGCAGCUGUAGUUAUUAGGGAACAGCUGUAUUCGUAGGGUAGGGAUGCUGGGCAAGGGGGUUGCGGGGAAGAUAGUAAACUGUUAUUAACAAAAGUUACUCUCGAUGGAUAACAUAAAUCUUGUUAAUAACAAGGAAUUUUCUGUUGAAAACACGAGUUAUCAACUUUUUUCAAGAGAAUUUCUUGUCGAUUCACUCAAGUUGACAACUUUCUAUUAAUAACUCAUGUUAUCAACUCCGGUGUAAACGCAACUCAACAUGAUUAAUAAAAUUUUUGUAAUUAACAUCAGUUGAUAACAAAAAUGUUAAAAACUUGUGUUAUUAACUCCGGUUUAAACGCAGCUUAAAACUGUUUUUUUGGUACCUAUUCUGAAUUUUUUGCUCAACCUUUCUGCAGUUGGGUGUUGUAUAUAUUUAUGAAUAAAAGUGUAAAUAUUCAAUCGUAUUACAUUUUUACCAGACAGUUUAUAAAAAUAUGUUUACUUUAUUUUAGUUUUUAUUCUGUAGAUUGUCUGCAGAGUAAAUCUUUUUUGAAUAAAAUGGUUGUCACUGACUCAUUAUACUACCA
This is a messenger RNA of Nilaparvata lugens (brown planthopper), 6143 nucleotides long. RefSeq names its product E3 ubiquitin-protein ligase RNF8-like. Gene Ontology annotation, molecular function: protein binding; ubiquitin-protein transferase activity. Bases 388 to 1887 code for a protein of 499 amino acids. Gene Ontology annotation, cellular component: nucleus. The record is from RefSeq and is a predicted model, not a curated record. NCBI's taxonomy places the organism in Eukaryota, Metazoa, Arthropoda, Insecta, Hemiptera, Delphacidae. Gene Ontology annotation, biological process: ubiquitin-dependent protein catabolic process; mitotic cell cycle checkpoint signaling; protein ubiquitination. The transcript is spliced from 10 exons.